AUGCUUUUUCGACACCGCUAUCGUAUAUGGUGGCGAUGGUCAUCAUCCAUUCAUUAUUUACAUUUUUUUCGUUGUCCUGAACAUUUAUUUAACCUGCAACGGCAAGUGCGUCAAGCGAAAUUAUUUGUUGCUUCUCGUCUUGAUGAUUAUAUAGUUAUUGAUUGCUCAUUUAUUCAUGAAUACAAGGAAAGUGAUAUUUCACUUGGAAAUUAUUAUGAAAGACUUCAAUUAAAAAUUCAUUCAUGCUUUACUUCUCUCUAUCGUUAUCAUUCACCAUCGUUUAUUAUUUUAUGUAAUAUUAUUUCGAAUAACAACGAUAAAUGGUUGCAAACUAGUCCUUAUUGUCAUGUCACAUCUCUUUCCUAUCUUGACUUAUUUCCUCGAGAACAACUUGUCUAUUUGUCACCUGAUUCACCGAACAUAAUGACUGAAUAUGAACAUAAUGUUAUUUAUGUACUUGGUGGAAUAUUUGAAAAAACAAAACAUGAACACCUGACUUUAGAGAAAGCUGAACAUGAACAUAUCCGACAUCAAUCUUUACCACUUCAAAAAUAUCUGAAAUUUUCAACUACUGCAAGUCCUGUUUUGUCGCUUAAUCAAGUCUAUAAUAUAUUAAUGACACUCAAACACAAUAAUAACAAUUGGUUCGAAGCGUUAAAGUGUAUUCCUGAACGUUGUCUUCUUCGGUAG
Messenger RNA from Rotaria socialis, 690 nucleotides. Lineage: Eukaryota; Metazoa; Rotifera; Eurotatoria; Philodinida; Philodinidae. The record is from the annotation of a GenBank genome assembly.